AGGGCGGGAAGGUGGGGGCGCCGACGGCCGGGGAGACUCGGCCGGCGCGGGCGCGCAGUGUCACUCGGAGCCGGGCGGCGGCGGCGGCGCGUGGGGGCGGCGGCAGGCUGGCGUUGCAGGCGUCUUAAAACACCCUCACCCGGGGAAAAUCGCUGCUCUGGUCUUCCCUGUCCUGCUGCACGGGGACGGUUCGCUCAGUAAGUAUUUUUGUGAAAUCCCCACUGUGUCUCUGGGUAGGCACCUCCCAGUACCCUCCCUGGAUUUUCAAACCUUCUCCAGUCAUCGCAUGGUAGCAAGGUGCGUGCAAAGGGGAGAGGGCUUCGAGAUGCACCCGUUGCAUUUCUGCAAGUGCCCAUGAGGUGCCCUGGCAUCGCUGGUUGACGGCCUGAAAAACAUGCAACACUCAGAGGAUAAUGAAGGUCCGGGGCUUAUGCAAGGAGACCAUGACCACUGAUGAGGCCACCAAGAGCGAAGGGGAGGUGCAGGCGGCGGCUCUCGCCGAGCGCGGGGAGGACAUCACGCCGGCUCGAGACCGAGGCGUCCUGAAGAUCAUUAAACGACCUGGGAGUGAAGAUGAGUCCCCCAUGAUUGGGGACAAGGUUUAUGUCCACUACAAAGGCAAACUGGCCAACGGGAAAAAAUUUGACUCCAGCCGUGAUCGGAACGAGCCCUUUGUCUUCAGCCUGGGCAAGGGUCAGGUAAUCAAGGCAUGGGACAUCGGGGUGGCUACCAUGAAGAAGGGAGAGAUCUGCUACUUGCUCUGCAAACCCGAGUACGCAUAUGGCUCUGCUGGCAGUGCCCCCAAAAUCCCCUCCAAUGCCACCCUCUUUUUUGAGGUCGAGCUGCUUGACUUCAAAGGUGAGGACUUGUUUGAGGAUGGAGGGAUAAUCCGGAGGAUUAAGAGGAAGGGAGAAGGUUACUCCAAUCCUAACGAAGGUGCUACAGUGGAAAUUCACCUCGAGGGAUUCUGUGGCGGCACCAGGUUCGACUGCAAAGACGUGAAGUUUGUCGUGGGCGAAGGGGAGGACCAUGACAUCCCCAUCGGCAUCGACAAAGCCCUCGAGAAGAUGCAGAGGGGAGAGCACUGCAUCCUCUACCUUGGGCCACGGUAUGGCUUUGGCGAGGCAGGGAAGCCGAAAUACGGCAUCCAAGCAAAUGCGGAGCUGGUGUACGAGGUUACGCUGAAAAGCUUUGAAAAGGCCAAGGAGUCAUGGGAGAUGGACACCAAAGAGAAGCUGGAGCAGGCUGCCAUCGUCAAGGAGAAAGGCACGAUGUACUUCAAGGAAGGCAAAUACCUGCAGGCAGUGAUUCAGUAUGGGAAGAUUGUGUCCUGGCUGGAAAUGGAGUAUGGCUUGUCUGAAAAAGAGUCGAAAGCCUCUGACUCCUUCCUCCUGGCUGCCUUCCUCAACCUGGCCAUGUGCUACCUGAAGCUGCGAGAGUACGCCAAAGCCGUCGAGUGCUGCGAUAAGGCACUAGGGCUGGACCAGGACAACGAGAAGGGCUUGUACCGGAGGGGUGAAGCCAGGUUAUUGAUGAAUGAGUUUGAGCUGGCAAAAUGUGACUUUCAAAAAGUGCUGGAAGUGAAUCCCCAGAACAAAGCAGCGAAAUCCCAGAUCUCUGUCUGCCAGAAGAAAACAAAGGAGCACAAUGAGCGAGACCGGAGGAUCUACGCCAACAUGUUCACAAAGUUUGCGGAGAGGGACGCAAAGGUGCGUGUUGCCUGUUUUUGGCCAUCUAGCAGGCUGCGCUUGAAGGACGCUUGGCAGGAAGCAGCUAGCAAAACUGGGGUCGAAAAAGCGGUGGAGAAAGCAGCUUGUGAAAAGGGACCGAAAACUCCUGGUGCUGAAGAUGAAGAGGCUGAAGGACAUGUAUGAUGGAGGAGGAGGGGAAGGGAGAACCUCCUGCCCUCAGCCCGUGCAGAAAAAGGUUGCUGCCAGACCUCGGGACUCGCCAGUGUUUUCUUGUAAAGCUUGUUACAGUUUGUGUGAUCGUGGAAGCAAAAAGCGCCUCGCAAAGAAAAAUGAACCCCGUCCCACCACCCUGGGCACACUCAGGGGCACAGCGGGAGCGGCGGGAUGCCGUGGGACCACCGCACAUGGAACAAAUAGCUUUUAAACAGAGAGAAAGAGAAAAAAAAUAAUAAAUAAAAAUUGAAACUCUUG
This is a messenger RNA of Aquila chrysaetos chrysaetos, 2162 nucleotides long. RefSeq names its product FKBP prolyl isomerase 5 (gene FKBP5). NCBI's taxonomy places the organism in Eukaryota, Metazoa, Chordata, Aves, Accipitriformes, Accipitridae. The record is from RefSeq and is a predicted model, not a curated record. The transcript has 14 exons. The coding region runs from base 414 to 1874 and encodes 486 amino acids. Gene Ontology annotation, molecular function: peptidyl-prolyl cis-trans isomerase activity; protein binding.